CUCUAUGAUUCACGUUCUACAACUGCGUGAUGUAAUUUUGACGAUAUUCUUUAAUUUUUAUGAAACAUUUAUUUAUAUGGUUUUUCAUUACUUUUCUCUAACAUUUAGUAGAUAACAAAUACAUAUUUUCAUUCUGAUUGUCACGUUGGAGGUCAAUAACAAACAAAGUGAUAAGAUUCUUUUAAAUGUUUGAGGUUAUAUAUGUAUAUUUCGAAUAAUUUUACUUGUCAUUAUUCAUUAAUUCAAUGAGUGUUAUUUUUAAUAUUGGAAGUUUCUUCGUGUUUAAUUCAACAAAGCGAUCAUAUUUCAUAAUUUUUCGUACAAAGAAAGUUUAACAAGUUGUUCACCAAAAAUGGAAGUAAAGAAAAUAAUUCGAAAGUUAAAAAUUGCGAGUCAGGCCGAAAUUCUACGAUCACAUCAGAGGGACGAUGACUUUGUUAAAUAUCUACGAGAAAAGAUCGCGGAUGUUCUACAAAUUCUUGAAAGGCGAAUUGGCUUGCUACCCCUGAUACACUCAGACAUUCCAUUCAAGUUAAUUUAUUUCUUUUUUACCUCGGGAAUGGGGAACCAGACGUUAGGAGAAGAAUACACUGGAAUUGUGCAGGCCAACUUAGAUGCUCAAAAAGUUCCAUCUAUAUAUGCAAGGGUACUGGCAGUAAUUUUAGAAUGCCUUGGAGAGAAAGCAUUGAUAAGAUUACUAAAAAGAUUAGAAUUAUCGGUCAAUCAUCCUCAUAGUAAAUUAACUCCUGCAGCUGCAAUAUUUUUAAAUUCUUUCAUAACAAAAAUGUAUACUAUGAUACCUAUUUUCAUAUUAGUGCACAAGGGACUAUUUUAUAUGUUUGGUCACUAUUAUAGUUUAGGCAAAAGAAUAGCACGAAUAGAUUAUGCAAAGGUAUAUGGUCAUCGGCCUACUGAUACUAUCAGUUGGGGAUUAAAACUAUUAGGAAUUGCUACGCUUGCACAAUGUGUGCUAAAGAUCUGGCAAAGCAGAAACAGUGAAAGCCCUUUUAAUAAAUACUUAACAGUCCCUGAGAAACAUAGUAAGCUGAUGUGCCAGUUGUGCCUUGAAAAAGUGCCAACAACUACCACACCCUGUGGUCAUUUGUUUUGUUGGUUUUGCCUUACUGAUUGGUUGAAUACUAAACCACAGUGUCCACUCUGUAGAGAACAUGUUGUACCUACUAGAAUAGUGCAUGUAAUGAAUUUGUAAAUAUUUUUAACUACUUAUAAAGAGAAAUUAAUAAAAAACAACAUGCA
Messenger RNA from Bombus pascuorum, 1257 nucleotides. RefSeq names its product peroxisome assembly protein 10-A-like (gene Pex10). Gene Ontology annotation, molecular function: zinc ion binding. The coding region runs from base 353 to 1210 and encodes 285 amino acids. The record is from RefSeq and is a predicted model, not a curated record. Gene Ontology annotation, cellular component: peroxisomal membrane. Lineage: Eukaryota; Metazoa; Arthropoda; Insecta; Hymenoptera; Apidae. Gene Ontology annotation, biological process: protein import into peroxisome matrix. The transcript is spliced from 3 exons.